AUGGCUACUCCAGGACUCUCUGAUCUCGAGGCCCUGCUCGAGGAAGCUGCAUCGGCUGCGGCAGCUCUCGACCGGGAGAAAAAUUCUAGCUCCGUCAAGAACGAACAUCGAGACAGUACGCGCUGCGAGGAUAACCGUGACGGGGAUCGCGCCCAUGGUCGUGAUCGUAGCCGUAGCAAGGUCAAGAAGGAAGACGGCGAUGUCGAAAUGAAAGAUGCUCCUCAGAGCGCGCCAGCGGGUCCUCAACCAGAACAAGCCGCUGCCACCGAAACCCCUCUAGCAGUCCUUCGCUCAGCUCUAGCGUACGAGUUUGGCCCGAUGCCGCAACAGUCUCAGUACAGCACUCCUGCCUACGCACAGUAUGAUCCUUGGCUGGUUCCCCGCUCUGCAACCGACAACUCUCCGGCAUCGGCGCCAACCACGGGGCCGACGAGUCCGGAAUAUCCCCCGAGCAGAUCCAUGUACCUCCUAUCCAGCGUCGAUACUGUCACAGCGGGAUCACUUCACGCCCGCCAAGUACGCCCCGCGGAACACGUCCUUUCGAGGCACUUGGGAUCUAUUUACCGAUCAAGCGAUUUUUACUCACUCAGCGAGCAAGCCGCCAUCAACGCCAAGGUGCGCUUCAAGCACGCUUUCCAGGACACCGUCGCCGCGUUCCAGGCGGACCGCGCGGCGUUGCUGGAAGAGGGGAGGAGGACGGGCAGUCCGAUCAUUCCGGUGGAGAUAACGAAGCGGAUGAUCACUAUCAACCCUGUCUAUGACAUCGAGCCGAUCGAGAAGAUUACCGAUGCCUAUGUCGACCGGUAUCUCUGGUCCUAG
Messenger RNA from Mytilinidion resinicola, 819 nucleotides. RefSeq lists its product as uncharacterized. Lineage: Eukaryota; Fungi; Ascomycota; Dothideomycetes; Mytilinidiales; Mytilinidiaceae. The record is from RefSeq and is a predicted model, not a curated record. The coding region runs from base 1 to 819 and encodes 272 amino acids. The transcript is spliced from 4 exons.